Molecule: messenger RNA, 3894 nt
Organism: Opisthocomus hoazin
Lineage: Eukaryota; Metazoa; Chordata; Aves; Opisthocomiformes; Opisthocomidae
Source: RefSeq, a predicted model, not a curated record
ACGCCUCUGGGAGCCUCCCUGGAUGAGCAAAGCAAUCCUCUGUUGAAGGGCAUGCUGGUGAGAAAUGGAGGAAGUUUCGAAGAUGACUUAUCCCUGGGAGCUGAAGCUAAUCAUCUACGGAGUGAUACCCAAAUGGAAACAUGCAAUGGUGUGCUGGCGAAGGAGAGGAGGCUGCAGUUCCACCAAAAGGGGAGAAGUAUGAACUCCACCGGCUCUGGAAAAAGCAGUGCGACUGUUUCAAGUGUUUCUGAAUUACUGGAACUUUAUGAGGAAGAUCCCGAAGAAGUGCUCUAUAACCUUGGAUUUGGAAGAGAUGAACCAGAUAUUGCGUCAAAAAUUCCAGCAAGAUUUUUUAAUUCAUCAUCUUUUGCCAGAGGGAUAGAUAUCAAAGUGUUUUUGAAUGCUCAAAUACAGCGCAUGGAAGUGGAGAAUCCAAAUUUUGCUUUGACAAGUCGUUUUCGUCAGAUUGAAGUGCUUACUACUGUGGCCAAUGCUUUUUCUUCUUUGUAUUCUCAAGUCUCUGGGACUCCUUUGCAGAAGAUUGGUAGUAUGAAUUCAGUGUCUUCCAGCAAAGAGGCAUCCAGCCCCCCGCCUUUAAAUCGCAGCAAUACAGCCAGUCGCUUAAUGAAGACCUUGUCUAAGCUCAAUCUGUGCGGCACACAGCAAGCCGAUGGUAGCGGCUGCUCAACUCCUUCACCUGUUGAAAAAGGGAAGAGUCCAGCUGAACCAGGGAGCGAAGAAAAUGAUGUGAAAAAUGAAUCUAAAUUACCAAAAUACCCUAAAAAGAAAGACUCUCCCUCUUCUCUGGCUACUGUGAAAGAGGAGAUAGCCAGUAGUCAGGCAAAUGCUGCGGACACACGUAAACCUGCAAACCUUCCUGCUGGGACUGAUGAUAAGCGAGAGGGUACUGUGCCUCCAGCAGAUGCGCAAAGCAGCAGGUUGGAAAACGCCCAGGAUAGACUGUGUGAGGAAUCGGUGCUUUUGGACUCGCCGAGCCUCAGCAGCAGCUCCAGCACAUCCAACAGCAGCGUCUUGACACAAAGGCUACCCACGGCAUCGCCGGGGAGAGACCUCUGCACUCCCCUCGCAAACCCAUCCAUAAUGAAUCUAAUACUGCAGCAGAAGGACUCCUUUGAGAUGGAAGAGAUCCAGAGUACAGAGGGGGAUCUACCACAUGUUCCAGCUUCUCACCAGCUGGCAGUGACCAAGUCAAGGAAAGAUCAGCUGUUACGGACCGCGAGUCAGCACUCUGACAGCAGUGGCUUCGCUGAGGACUCCUCCACAGAUUGUUCUCCAUUUAAUCAGCUUCAGGUUCAGGAGUCUUUGCAGGGCAUGGGAAGCAGUGCUGACAGCUGUGACAGUGAGACAACCGUGACGUCGCAGAGUGAGGAACAGAAGACACCAAUAGCCAAGGAACUGCCCUGUUUCAAUAAGUUUGAGGAGGAGGAAGAUAAUGAUGAUGAUGAUGAAGAUGACGAUGAUGAAGAGGAUAUUAUCUCUCAAGUAGAGAGACGAAAGGUAGGAGCACCUUCUGAGAACAGAAUGAGCGAAUGCAGAAAAAUUAUUGACUAUGAAACUGAACAAAAUCAAGGAGGAGAAAGCAAGUCUUCUCACAUACCAAAGACAGUCCAAGGAGAGGUCAACUCUAAAGAGGAAGACAUUUCCAGUGAGCAAAAAGCAUUGGACCUGCUGGAGGAGGGCAGUGUAUUUGAGUUUCCUCAGUACCACACGCACCAUAUCCUCAAGUCGAUGGAGUCUCUAGAAGGUGGUGUCUCCUCCCCAUCGUCCAUGGACAAAGUUCAUGUCGCCUUGCAAAGAGCUGAGAUGAGGAUCAUGAGCACAUCUGAUUCCAGGGCCGGACGCACUCCGCUUAAGUCAAAAGAUCUCCUGAGGAAGCAGAGGCUCUGGUUUGCUGAGUCAGGCUAUCCCCUAAGGCGGUCUCAGUCUCUCCCAACUGCGUUGCUGAAUCCAGUGAAAGUGGUGUCCUCUGUGAAUGUCCAGUUAACUCCAGGAAAAGAGACUCUGUGUGGUCCUCCUUCAUUCACCUACAAGUACACAGGUGUGGAGGAAGACAAGAAACCAAUGUCUGAGAAUGAGAAAAGUGAGGGCGAGGCAGCCACCAGCCAGGCGGUGUGCAAAUCCACGCUGUUCAUUGCACCUUCGUCCUCCAAGAAAGAAGUGCCACAGACUGGGCCCAACAGACUGUCCGAGGAACCCAGUCCCACCAGGGUACAGAGCUGCCCGCUGCACACGCCGACACGCAUGUCCCAGUCGACGUGCUCCCUCCACUCCCUCCCCGCCGAGUGGCAGGACAGACCGCUCUGCGAGCAUGUGAGGACACUGAGCACCCACAGCAUCCCGAGCAUCUCCAGCUCUUCCUACGGCACCUUGCUUUCCCCCUUCAGCUGUCCUUUCUCUCCAAGGCAUGCUGCAUUUCCUCAUCGACCUCAUGCCAUCAACCCUCCCUCCACCGUGGAGAUGCAGCUGCGCAGGGUCCUACAUGACAUCAGAAACUCUCUGCAGAACCUCUCACAGUACCCGGUGAUGAGGGGUCAGGAUCUUUCAGCAGGCACCGGUUACACUACUCAGAGAUCAUCCAUUCUACCUCUCUAUGAAAAUACUUUCCAGGAGCUGCAAGUCGUAAGGCGAAAUCUAAACUUAUUCAGAACCCAAAUGAUGGAUUUGGAAUUAACUAUGUUACGUCAACAGACAACAGUUUAUCAGCACAUGACAGAAGAGGAAAGAUAUGAAGCUGAUCAGCUACAGAGCUUGAGAAAGUCUGUCCGCAUGGAGCUACAGGAAUUAGAGAUGCAGUUAGAAGAACGUCUGCUUGCUCUGGAAGACCAGCUGAGAAGUCUGCACAUGUCUUCACCUUACAGACCUCAGACACACAUAGGUAUUUAUGGAAGCAGAAGUGCUGAUAAUCUAUCAUGCCCUUCUCCAUUGAAUGUCAUUGAACCAGUCUCUGAACUUAUUCGAGAGCAGUCAUUUCUGAAGUCUGAACUGGGUUUAGGGCUGGGAGAUCUUGGACUGGAAACUCUCCCAGCAGAGGGUACAGAGUCCGUAUUCUCCCAUGGAAACUCUGAUUCCUCUUCAGUGUGCUCCGGACAUGCAGGUAGAAAAGCUGGUGUUGGAUCCGCUGAACUAACAGGAAAGUCUAAGAGUCAAAGCAGGAAGUUAUACCGAGCCUCUGUUGCCUUAACACCAACUCCGCCGGUGAGAGCAGGCACUGGACAGCAGGUAGAAAGCUCUGAGGAGCUUGCAGACUCCAAGCCAGAGGUGGAACACAAACUUGAAAAAGCCCCUCUCAUGCCUUCGGUUGAUGAAAUCCACAAAAGUGUGGAGCAGGAGGAGCUGCAGCAAGUCAUACGGGAGAUCAAGGAAUCUAUUGUUGGUGAAAUAAGGCGAGAAAUAGUAAGUGGAUUGUUAGCAGCUGUAUCGCCCCAAAGCAGAUCUGCAACUGCAAAACAAGAUACACAGCCAUGAAACGGGUACUACAGGUUGGAUGUAGCCCGAAAUGCUGUGAGAUUCUACUUUGGGCGGCGUACGCUGGUGAAAGUGUCAAGUUAUUUUUGCUUCAGGAGAUGUUAAAGCUGCUGAGAUAGGCUACUGUAUUCGACGCUUGGUUCUAUGAUGUGUACCUUUCCUUGAGUUCGUCUUAAAGACUUAGACACUUUAACUACUUCAUUACUUUUCUUAAAGCAGCAACAAAACUGUGGCUCUCUGAAAGGUUUUCUAUUUAUUUGUAUGUCCCUAUUGUAAAUUUUUAUGUAGCUAAUUUCUUUGUUUAAUAAUGCAUCAUGAAACUUGAAGAUUUCCAGACAUAACCAAUUUAUAAAUAACACACACGUGUUCAGCCUAGCUUUUUUAAAAAAAAAUGAAAAAAAACCCCAC